ACCAACACUGUCUACUGCCUGGAUAGCCUAAUUGUAGAUGCAUGAAGCGCGUGCAUGCUUGGAGCGGCACCAACUACAACCAUGUCGUGUUCAGCCCACCAGCGCUCAGACCGCAGCGUGUAUGGCUGAGGCUGAGCUUGCUGUCUCUCCAAUAUACAAAGGUUUGCUUCAUAUAUGCUGUCCUCAGUACUUAGCUACCGAGCAUCUGAAAACACUCGACAAAAUGGUGUCCUACUUUUCUUUGAUCUUUCUGGCUGCCUUUGGCACCUUGUUCGGCGUCGUUUCCUUUUUCGUGUACCUCUUCACGCCGCCUCGCAACUUCCCCACUAACAUUCCAACAAUCCCGUUUUAUUACGCGCUCCUGCCUCUUUUUAAAGAUGUCGAUCAAGCCGAACUCUACCGCCAAUAUAUGAUGGAGCCUCUCGAGAAGUACGGAGCCGUCAAGUUAUUUUUCGGUGGCCGGUGGAACAUCCUGGUCCGUAAGCCUGCGUAUAUCGCAGAAGUCUUCAAGCAUGAGGACAUAUACGCCAAAUCAGGAAACAAUGUCAAGAUUCCUCACACGUUGAUCGCCGAGUAUACGGGCGAGAACAUCAUCAGCGCUCAUGGUGCAAAAUGGAAGCUCUAUCAAUCUGUGAUCAAACCUGCACUACAGGCUGACCAAGACUCUACCCCUAUAUGGAGCAACGCGAGGAUUUUGAGAGACAUAUUUCUGGGAGACGCAAACAAAGCUGCUGGUUCCGGCGUUCCAAUCUACGCUCCGCUCCAUCGCCUUGCCGUAGCCAAUUUUUCGGAAGUCCUGUACACAUCUAGCUUCGAGACACUUCAGCGUCCGGACGCCCCGCUUCACAAGAUGCAGUCACAGAUGAAGCCCCUAAUUUUCAACCCUAUCUUCUUGAACUUCCCAUUCCUCGACCAUUUGCCGCUCAAAGCUAGGCAAAUUGGACGCGUGCUCAACAAGCAAUUCCGCCACACGCUCCUUACCUCCAUCGCUAAGGGACACAACCAUGUUUGCGAUUCCAACGACCCCAAGAGCCUCGCUUGCAGACUGCUGGGAUCACACAACGAUGGCCUCCUUACGGAGAAGGAUCUCAACGACAAUAUUGCUGGCACCUUCAUUGCCGGCCACGAGAACCCGCAAAUCGCGCUCAUGUCCCUAAUGUAUCUCCUCGGCGCUCACCCAGAAGUACAAGAAGCAGUACGAAAAGAGGUCGGCACACUCUUCCCUGCCGACGCGCCCGCCGACUACGAGCCCUCCUAUGCUAAUAUACACGAUCUGCCAUACCUCACCGCGGUAGUCUAUGAAGGGCUACGUAUGUUCCCGCCGAUCUCGCAACUCAUCAACCGCUGCACCACAACGCCCGUCGUACUGGGCAAUCAUAUCCCUAUCCCCGCAGGCGUCUACGUGGGCUACAAUGCAUACUCCACAAACCGCGACGUUGAGUUUUGGGGCAUGGAUUCAGAUGACUUCAAGCCUGCCCGGUGGGGAAAGAACAUGGACGAGAUCAACCAUCUGUACCGCAGAGCCAAUUCCAAGGGUGCUUACAUCAGCUUCCACGGUGGAAAGCGAGCGUGUCUGGGACAAAAGUUUGCAUUGCAACAGCUACGCAUCACGAUUGUGGAGCUAGUACGAGGCUGCAAGUGGACGGUGGACGAGGAAUGGGACGGACACAUGACACCGGCUGGCCCACUGUAUCCCAAGGCGCUCACGAUGAAGUUUCAGGCACUAGGCAAUGUGACGACGUCGGUUUUCUCGGAGAAGAUUUGACGACCAUAAGCGGUAAUGCAUAGUGCAGGGAGGAUGACGACCGCGGCUGCAAGUCAAACGGCGUUCCGAAUCGUACGCCUAAGGGGCAAGAUGGAUUCCAUGAAGUACAUUUGUUAUUACUGGAGGAAUUACCAGAUCCAAUUUGAAAACUGCAAUCUCAAGUCGUCUUUUUCUAGCGUGCUUACUGUAUUUACGCCCCAUCUGUGCGUUCCCUAUCUGGUUGCCGCGCGAAUCCUUGAUUAUUAAGGCCUCCAGCACGACUCAACGCAAUCUCCACCCUCAGUACUGGCAGUGAGGAGUCUCCGUUGCGCAAGGC
This is a messenger RNA of Dothidotthia symphoricarpi CBS 119687, 2081 nucleotides long. RefSeq names its product putative cytochrome P450. The record is from RefSeq and is a predicted model, not a curated record. The transcript has a single exon. NCBI's taxonomy places the organism in Eukaryota, Fungi, Ascomycota, Dothideomycetes, Pleosporales, Dothidotthiaceae. Bases 224 to 1765 code for a protein of 513 amino acids. Gene Ontology annotation, molecular function: monooxygenase activity; oxidoreductase activity, acting on paired donors, with incorporation or reduction of molecular oxygen; iron ion binding.